AUGUACUCGCAUUUUAUCUUUCAGCCUGACCGAAUAGCGCAGCCAUGUCAUGGUAUGUACGGGUCACCACUCAUUUGCCGUGGAAGAGCGGUCGGAAUGAUGAUGGCUCCAGACGCUCAGUGGACCAACUGUACAGGAUUUAGUAAUAUCAUCCACAUCCUAUCGAGUAAUUACCUCAGGGAAUUUAUGGAAUGUGUUAGCACUCUAUUUGAGCCAGAAGAAAAGCCGAACUGGGUCAUGAUGAAAAAGCAACUGUACGAGGACUUCAAAGAGGGCACAUACGAUUACGUCCCCGAGAUUUACGACAAGCUCACAAGUUCCAGCGAAUCUGCAUCCGACCUCUAA
Spodoptera exigua (beet armyworm) is the source of this 345-nucleotide messenger RNA. The record is from the annotation of a GenBank genome assembly. NCBI's taxonomy places the organism in Eukaryota, Metazoa, Arthropoda, Insecta, Lepidoptera, Noctuidae.